AUGGGCAGCCAGCACGUCUCUGUAGAGUAUUUGUCUGCCGGCGCCAACAGGCAAACCGCGGUCGCGGACUGGAGCCGGAGCGGCUUGCUGGCCUUUGGCGCAGACACCAAUAUCGCCCUGUGGGCACCAAAGGAAGAUAAACAACGGGGGAUUUUAGUAUUAUUACGAGGGCAUGGGGAUGUUGUCAAGGCGGUAACAUUUCUACCAGAAGAAGAUGGCGACCAGGCAAGCUAUCUCGUCAGUGGCGCCAACGACAAGUCUCUCAUUAUCUGGAAAUCGACGCCAAAUCAGACGAAAUUUGGGAUAUUGCACACGUCACAUGACCACGCCGGAGCCAUAAACUGCAUUGCGGCGAUCCGCCUCGCGAGCGAUCCAGCAAGGUGGCUCGUCGCAAGCGGUGCUGCCGACGCCACCAUUCACAUAUGGAGUUUUGCGUCGGACAAGCUCGAGCUACUCCAAAGUGUCAAAACGACGCCCAAGUUCUUCCCCCUCGCCUUGUCUCUAAGCUGGCUCGGCGAUGAUCGCGACGCGCUUGUCCUGGCCGCGGCCGGCACCAAGGACACCAUCCAGAUCCUCACCGCGGAGACAGCCGCGGACCCCAUCCAGUUCCAAUCGCAGGCAAGCUUGCGGGGCCACGAGGGCUGGAUCCGGUCGCUGAGUUUCGCCCGCGAGAGCAGCCGACCAGGGAGCGACCUGCUGCUCGCCUCCGCCAGCCAGGACAAGUACGUGCGCAUUUGGCGGUUCCACCAGGGCCGAGAGCUGCCCGCGGCCACUGCAGACGGCGCCGACCCCUCGGGCGGCGCCUACAUGCCCGGCAAGUCGCCCUCGAACAAGGCGCACUGGAUCAAGGCGGCGGGGAGCAAGGACUUCUCCGUCACCUUUGAGGCGCUCCUCCUGGGCCACGAGGACUGGAUCUACAGCGCGCGGUGGAACGCCAGCGCCGACGGGACGCUCCGGCUGCUGUCGACGUCGGCGGACAACUCGCUCGCCAUCUGGGAGGCGGACUCGACGUCGGGCAUCUGGGUGAGCACGGUGCGGCUGGGCGAGAUCAGCCGCGAGAAGGGCGCGACGACGGCGACGGGCAGCACCGGCGGCUUCUGGACGGGCCUGUGGUCGCCCGACGGCCGCUCGGUCGCGUGCCUCGGCCGCACGGGUAGCUGGCGUCGCUGGGAGCGGAGCGACGACCCGGACGACGACGUGUGGCGGCCGUGCGUGGCCGUCUCGGGGCACACAAAGGCCGUCACGGGCAUCGCGUGGUCCCGCGACGGCGCGUACCUGCUCUCGACCAGCCUGGACCAGACGACGAGGCUGCACGCCCGGUGGACUGCAGGUGGUGGUGCGGCCGGUACAUGGCAUGAGAUGUCGAGGCCGCAGAUCCACGGCUACGACCUCAACUGCAUCGACUCCAUCAGCGCGACGCAGUUCGUCUCCGGUGCCGACGAGAAGCUGAUGCGCGUCUUCAGCGAGCCGCGCGCCGUCGCCGCGCUGCUGCAUCGACUCGGCGGCAUCGGUAGCGCCGAGGACGGAGCGGCCGCCAUGCCAGACGCCGCCAGCAUGCCCGUCCUCGGCCUCUCCAACAAGGCCGUCGACGCCGUGGAUGACGCCGCUGAGGCCCAGCCCAUCGACGACCGCGACCGCGAGGCCAUGGACCCCGCAUCCAUUGUCAAGAAGUCGCAGCUCGACCCCGCCGCCGAGGAGGACGUCCGCCCGCCGACCGAGGACGUCCUCUCGCGCGGCACGCUGUGGCCCGAGGUCGAGAAGCUGUACGGCCACGGGUACGAGCUGUCCUGCCUGGCCGCCAGCCACGACCGGCGUCUCGUCGCGAGCGCCUGCCGCGCCAGCUCCGUCAACCACGCCGUCAUCCGGCUCUUCGAGACGGCGCCGCGCUGGACGGAGGUGCGCCCCCCGCUCGCCGCGCACUCGCUCACCGCCACACGGCUGCGCUUCGCCCCGGACGAUGCGCACCUCCUCAGCGUCGGCCGCGACCGCCAGUGGGCCGUCUUCCAACGGACGUCGGGCGAGACGCCCGGGUACGAGCUGCUGCAGGCGAACCCCAAGGGCCACGCCCGCAUGAUCCUCGACUGCGCCUGGGCGCCGCGUGGCACCGCGCCGCUGUUCGCGACCGCCGGCCGCGACAAGCAGAUCCGCCUGUGGCGCGGUGAGGCCACCAACGCGGAGGGAAAGCCGCUUACGUUUGCGCAGGCGGCGGCGCUGUCGAUCGGCGUGCCCGUCACGGCUGUCGACUUUUUGCCGCGCCGCGCCGCGGACGGGCGCUGCUUGCUCGCGUUCGGCACCGAGGACGGGCGCGUCGGCACGUAUCUGGUGUCUGCGGACGGCGCCAAGGCGGAGGAGCGGCCGUUGCCGACGGACAUGCACCUCCCCAAGGCGGUGGCGCAGCUCGCGUGGCGACCCUCGCAGGAGAAGGAGAGCGGCGGGACGGAUGUUGCUGAGCUUGCUGUGGCGGGAGAGGACUCGUCGCUGCGAGUGUAUGCGUUUAAGGAUGGGUUUUGGAAAACCACGUAA
Molecule: messenger RNA, 2523 nt
Organism: Cordyceps fumosorosea ARSEF 2679
Lineage: Eukaryota; Fungi; Ascomycota; Sordariomycetes; Hypocreales; Cordycipitaceae
Product: RNA polymerase II Elongator subunit
Exons: 2
Coding region: 1-2523 (840 amino acids)
Biological process (GO): tRNA wobble uridine modification
Cellular component (GO): elongator holoenzyme complex
Molecular function (GO): protein binding
Source: RefSeq, a predicted model, not a curated record